ACGUAACAUAUAUGUAUCUAUAUAUUCACACUCUCAACUUCCACUCUCUUCCCACUCUCCAAUGGCUUCUUUCUCCACCACUUCUUCACUUCUCCACCACUUGAUCCUCGUAUUAAUCCUAGUCCCACUCGCAUUCUCCGACCAAACACACAAGAGUUACAUCUUCCGAGUUGACUAUGAUGCUAAGCCCUCUAUUUUCCCCACCCAUUUCCACUGGUACACAUCCGAGUUCACCGACCCGACCCGGAUCCUCCACACAUACGACACCGUUUUCCAUGGCUUCUCCGCGUCUCUAACGCCUUCGCAAGCUGCGAGGACGCUGCAACACCCUUCUGUUCUCGCCUCUUUUGAGGACCGGCGCCGGCAGUUGCACACCACGCGCUCGCCGCAGUUUCUUGGGCUGAGGAACCAGAGGGGCUUAUGGUCCGAGUCGGAUUACGGGUCGGAUGUGAUCAUUGGGGUUUUCGAUACGGGGAUUUGGCCCGAGAGGCGGAGCUUCUCGGACCUCAAUAUUGGGCCUGUGCCCAAGAAUUGGAAGGGGAUUUGUCAAGUGGGUGUUAAGUUUAGUGCUAAGAAUUGUAAUAAAAAGAUUAUUGGGGCGAGAUUUUUCUCGAAAGGGCACGAGGCUAAUGAGGGAUUUGGGGGUUUGGGUGGGGGGAUUAAUGAUACAAUUGAGUAUAAAUCACCUAGGGAUGCUGAUGGUCAUGGGACUCAUACUGCUUCUACUGCUGCUGGGAGGUAUGCGUUUAAGGCCAGUUUCGAAGGGUAUGCGGCUGGCAUUGCGAAAGGGGUGGCUCCGAAGGCGAGAUUGGCGGUUUAUAAGGUAUGUUGGAAGAGUUCUGGUUGUUUUGAUAGUGAUAUUUUAGCUGCUUUUGAUGCUGCUGUUAAUGAUGGUGUGAAUGUGAUUAGUAUUAGUAUUGGUGGUGGGGAUGGGAUAUCGUCGCCUUAUUAUCUUGAUCCUAUUGCGAUUGGGUCGUUUGGGGCGGUGUCGAGGGGGGUGUUUGUUUCGUCGUCUGCAGGGAAUGAUGGGCCUAAUGGGAUGUCGGUGACGAAUGUGGCUCCGUGGAUUAUGACGGUGGGUGCGGGGACGAUUGAUAGGAAUUUCCCAGCUGAUGUAAUUUUGGGGGAUGGGAGGAAGAUCAGCGGGGUUUCGUUGUAUUCGGGGUUGCCAAUUACGGGAAAGAUGUAUCCUUUGGUUUAUCCUGGAAAAUCGGGGGUUUUGUCGGCUUCGUUGUGUAUGGAGAAUUCGCUUGAUCCUAGUGAAGUUAAGGGGAAGAUUGUGAUUUGUGAUAGGGGGAAUAAUCCUAGGGUUGCGAAAGGGUUAGUUGUGAAGAAAGCUGGAGGGAUUGGGAUGAUUUUAGCUAAUGGGAUUUCCAACGGUGAAGGUCUUGUUGGAGAUGCUCAUCUUCUUCCGGCUUGUGCUGUCGGUUCAGAUGAAGGCGAUUUUAUCAAGGGGUAUACUUCGGCUGCUGUGUUGCCAACUGCUAGUAUUUCUUUUGGAGGCACGAUAAUUGGAAUCAAGCCAGCUCCGGUUGUGGCUUCGUUUUCAGGGAGGGGGCCAAGCGGUAUGAAUCCAGAGAUCUUGAAGCCUGAUAUAAUUGCUCCCGGUGUUAACAUUUUAGCCAGUUGGACUGAUGUUGUUGGUCCUACUGGCUUGGAUUCUGAUACUAGGAAGACAGAGUUCAAUAUUUUAUCAGGAACUUCAAUGUCAUGUCCUCAUGUUAGCGGGGCUGCUGCAUUGCUUAAAUCCGCACAUCCGGAUUGGAGUGCUGCAGCAAUAAGAUCUGCUAUGAUGACUACCGCGAAUAUUCUUAAUAAUAUGUUGCAUCCCAUGACUGAUGAGGCCACUGGCAAGGCCAGCACACCUUAUGAUUUUGGUGCAGGGCAUUUGAAUCUUGAUCGUGCAAUGGAUCCCGGACUUGUUUAUGACGUGGUAAAUAGCGAUUAUGUGAGCUUCUUGUGCGCUAUUGGAUACGGUCCAAAGACAAUUCAGGUGAUCACUCGAUCACCUGUAAAUUGCCCUAUGAAGAAGCCCAUGGCAGAGAAUUUGAAUUAUCCAAGCAUUGCUGCUUCGUUUUCAAGCUCUUCAAUGGGGGUUGCAAGCAAGACACUAAUGAGGACUGUGACUAAUGUGGGCGACGCUAAUGCAGUUUACAAGGUGAAGGUGGACGCCCCCAAGGGAACGACGGUGGUUGUCAAACCAGGGAAGCUAGUUUUUACCGAAAGAAUAAGAAAAUUGAAUUACUUUGUUACGGUGAAAGUGGUGCGGAAGAAUAUAGUGAUGGGUGAUGCCGGUGCCUUGUUCGGGUCACUGUCGUGGAUGGAUGGAAAGCAUGUGGUUCGAAGCCCCAUCGUAGUGACUCAGAUAGAUCCCCUGUAAAUUAAUGUCUUCAAAUGUUGUUGUUCCACGGAGGAGAGUGAGUUUUGCAGGGAAACAAAGUUGCAACCCUCAAUUAUACUCUCCCAGUAAGGUAGCAUUAGCUUGCUGCAGCAUUAGUAGUAGUUUUCUCAGUGUGUUAUUUACUUGUCUUAAGUUUGGUAAAACCUUGCAACAGCUUGGAAAAUAGUGGAAAAAAUGUUAGAUGUUGUAUUGUAAACUUUGUAAUAGUAGUGUGAUGAGUGAGACAUUGCAUUUGUCA
Daucus carota subsp. sativus is the source of this 2639-nucleotide messenger RNA. Its product is annotated as subtilisin-like protease SBT1.6. Lineage: Eukaryota; Viridiplantae; Streptophyta; Magnoliopsida; Apiales; Apiaceae. The record is from RefSeq and is a predicted model, not a curated record. The transcript has a single exon. Gene Ontology annotation, molecular function: serine-type endopeptidase activity. Gene Ontology annotation, biological process: proteolysis. The coding region runs from base 62 to 2380 and encodes 772 amino acids.